Messenger RNA from Leptidea sinapis, 6510 nucleotides. RefSeq lists its product as uncharacterized. The transcript has 3 exons. Lineage: Eukaryota; Metazoa; Arthropoda; Insecta; Lepidoptera; Pieridae. The coding region runs from base 158 to 1384 and encodes 408 amino acids. The record is from RefSeq and is a predicted model, not a curated record.
CACAAAACCUGCGACGACUAGCACACUACUGAUAAAAGUAAACGUGAACAUUUUAGCUUGUAUACAGUAACAAAAUCCAUUGAUUUUUGAGUAAAAAAUGAGUAUGUGAUUUUAAUUUUUGAUAGAUUAAAACUUCAGUGUAGCUUUAUCUAUCACCAUGUACAAAACAGUGCGUCACGGUGAAAAUAGUCUUCAAUACACUAUCCUUCCGCAAACCGAGGAAGUGUUAAACAACAGUGGAAUGAAAGGAAAAGGUCGAGAUUUCAGCCCAUCAAUUCACAUAAUACGAUCAAGAAAAAGGAGACCGAUGAAAUAUGUUUUAAUUGCAAUAUUCGGAAUGAUUAUUGCACUAGCACUUGCUUGUGUACCCCUGUACGUUAUGGACUGGGAUGACUGCACGCGUAAGGUUCAUCACGAAAUAACAACACCAGCAUUAUCUCCAAGUGGCAGAGAAUUUAUUCGUUCUCGAAAGAAGGAAUUGAAAAUAUUACCAGAUCUUAUGACUGUGCAGCCAAUGCCGGAAAAAUAUAUCCAAACAACGACUACUCCAGUUCAAGCCACUAGUUCUAGUUCAACAUCUCCACCCUUGAAUUCUGAAAUAAAUUUUAAUCAGCCAUGGAUUAUCCCUGCGUUAAGAUCAUGGAAAGCUCCAGUUUCAUCAACUUCUCUGCCAACUGAAAAAAUCGCUGGAAUCUCAGUUAUUUCAACGGCGUCAGUUAGUGGUGUUCGUCUAUUAGACCACUACAUGUCUAUGAAGUCAUGGGACAAAGAUACUAUCAUAAGACCUACAGUAACAUCUGAGCAUGUCACGUUCCGUGCCGUUUUCAACUAUUAUUCAAACCCUCCGAUUCCAUCCGAAAAACCGACUGAUAAGACAAGUUUCGAAGAUGUUUUGAUCACAACAAAAGCACCGACAACAAAACUUAUGGCUUCAACUGAUGUUACGAGUACGAGUGAGGUGAACCUGUUUAAGGAUUUAAAAGAGACAUUGUUAUCCGUAGAUGAUGAUGAUGAGUUCAAAGAGUCACUGGAAGUAGAUGAAGUAUUUUCGCUACCGUCAAUAAAGCCAAAUGCGGAAGUACCGGUUUCAGAUUCCGACGAAGUCACUGUGUCAAGGACUGUGGUUGGUUCUAAAGGACUCAAGUGGCCUUUCGACUUUUCAGUUUUGCAGACCUGGUCCAAUCGAUUUUUCAGUGACCAACAUCUCAUAUACAAAAUUCUGCCUCUCCUCAUCCCCUUGUCGUCCAUACUGAUAAUGAUCGUGAUGUGCAUAUAUAUGGUGAAAUUAAGAAGGAUCCUGUGUCCGAAGGUCGAUAAGGCUGGGAAUACAACAGACCACACUGAAUUACUAACAGCUGAAAACCCAGAAGAAGCCGAAGAAUGAUUGCCGUCACUAUUACUUGGAUUUCUGCGGACUCAAUUCUUAUAAACAAGUCGAGGAAAAUGUACAUAUAAAUCGUUUAAAACUUACAAUGAACAUCGCGUUAAAUAUAGAAAAACUAUUUCUAAUUAACGGUUAUUAUAUUUUUAUUUGGUUAUUAACAUAGUAGAAAAAUGUAUGUUUACUACCUACUAGACAAGAUCUGUGGCCGUAGAUGCUCAUUGAGUUUCGGUUCCGACGCCGCAACUCGUUGAGUCAACUGCGAGCAAGCAGGAAGACCAGUGCACUGUUUUGUAAGCCGUGAACGUUGUUAUCAACAAACUAACACCGAUUUUGUUUAAAGUGACCAAUAAAAUAUUGUCAUUAUUAUUACAUCUACGUUUGUAAGUCAUAUUCACGAUGCCUGCUCCCGUCUUCGCCCGCCCGCGUGAUCCAAUAUUGCGAUACAAUUGUUAUAUCAAACUACUUGUGUACUGUGUGUACACAUAUAACUAAGUCUUUGGUUAUUAAUUAUUAAAUUAGUUUUUAAAUAAUUUAAUAAAGUUAAAUACGUUUUUAAAUCACAGGUAUCUAUUGGAAAUCCGAACAUACCUCCAUAAUAAUUAUCCUAAUAAUAAUAUACCUUUUGCGUAACAUUUUCCUUAAUUUGUGCAUAAGAUUUGAAGGACUUAUUAAUUACAUGUUUUUGGCGAAAUCUAUUCGAAAUCCUAGAGCUUUGUACAUUAAAUAUUAUUGCUAUAGUCUAGAUCACUAAUAGUGUAGACAAAAAUUAAUAGAAUGUAAUAAUAUAUUUUGUAAUCAACUUAAAUUUGGACUGAAUUGGUAACGUUAUUUGCCAAAUCGUUAUUUUUGUUACGAUCAAUUUAUUUAGUAUUUUAUACACCUCAUGGCAUUUGUACAAUAACUGCAUGUUGAAAUAAUAAAAUUAAAAUCCAAUUCGCGAAGACGAAUAAAUUUCGUUCUUUGACUUGUAUGAGCGGAAUUACUUAUAAAAUAACCACGAAAGAGCUAUAGUAAGGCCAACAAGAUGAGUUACAGAAUGUCAACAAAGUUUCAGGGCCUAAAAUAUUUUCAACGAUAUCUAAUAUGGUAUAUUUUGAAAAUAAAACAAUUGAUAUGUAUUUCAAAGGUUGUCUAGAGCUGUCAGACUGUGUUUCCAUAAUUUAAAUCAACAACUGCUUACAAUUACAGAAACAAUCAAUACGAAAGUAGCAGUGGCGGAUUAAUAAUAACAAAAACACGAAACAUUGUGACUGCGUACGAGUGGUAAAACAAUCGCUUGCAAUCACAGUGUAACUGUGUGUGUGUGUGUAACCGUCCGUUUGUUUACAUUCUUUGUCUCAUCUCGUUGGCUGUACUAUACAGGGAAGGAAGGAAUUAUAUGUAGGGAAGGGGAAUGGCCUGCUUAAAAUUAAAUUACCUACUAUAAAUCAAAAUUGAAAAAAUCGAGUAUCUUUAUAGAAAUAUUAAUAGAAAAAAUAUUAGUAGAAAAACUAAUAAUAUCAUAAGUAAUAUACAUUUUCAUUAAAUUAAUUUUCGUGAGAUCAAUCUUAUACUUACAAUAAGAAUCACAAAUUAAUAUUGUAUAAACUAACACUAUUUGUGCAGAAAAUCUGCCUUAUACAAUUAGUUAAUGUUUAGAUCAUUUAUAUGUACGUCUAAAUGGAGCCUCUUGCAUCUAGGCAACCGAUGAAAACAGGCCAGGUUUAUUACUUUAGUGUGCGUAAUAAGCUACGUUUUACACUCGGAUUUGUAUGUCACUUUGUGUUAGUGUUCGGGCUUUCCUCAAAAUAGAGACUAACUGUCAACCUCAAUUUUUUUUCCAUACCUGGCAAAGUUUAUCAAGACGUAGAAAUGAUCAAUUAAUAUUAUUUGAAGUAAAUAUGAAUGGAAAAUAGAACUUUUAAUUUUUGGAAGUCAGUGACGUAUCUGCCUGAUGAGCAGACCAGAACGAGUUGAGGUGUCCUCAGACAGUACAGCUGACUGUUUCAGCGGUGCUUGUCAGCUUCACUCACUUCAGAUAUUAGAGGUCAUUCACCUCCCCUCGCAUUUCGUUACAUAACUGGUGGCUAAGUUCCAUUUUAUAAACUUAUAUAAGUUCACCAUCUCCGCAAAGAGUAGGUACAGACAUAGACUAAUCUUGUAAGCCAUCAAAAGUUAAAACCUAUUAUCCUCAAUAAGAAUCGCCUGCUUAGACGCUUUUUCCUAUAAUUACCUAUAUCCAUAAAGAAAAGUAAAUUCUAUCAGUAUUAUAAUUAAUAUAAUAUUGACAACAUAUUUUUAAUAAUUUCUAUAAUAAACUGUAGGAUAGGUUUUAUUAAUGUCAAAAAUAUUAAUGUAUUACAUCGUUAUAUGUAUAGAUAUAAGACUGAACUAUAAUUCAAUAUGUUUGUGGUUGCCAGCAAAAGCAUUAUUACUACACUUGUAAGUUUCAAGCAAAGAGGAAAACAUGUCUGUUCGCUCGUCACGUUUAUUGACAUUAGAAUGGCCGCAAUAAUUUAUUGUUAAAUAACAUUUAUUACUUUUACAGUGUGUUAGUUUAAUACAUAAAUACAAAACAAUUUAAAAUAUAAAGAGCUUAUUCGAAAUGGUCUCCAUUGGCUGCAAUACAGUCCUUUAAACGUUGAGGCCAGUUAUCAAUAGAAGUACGCACUCAUUUCAUGGAAAAAUUCUUCAUUGCCAAGAUGCUCAGUUGUGAAAAUGUUCUCAUCCGUAAACAAAAAUUUUCUGUUACCUCCCUUAGCGUACCGCUUCAGUAGUUGUUUCGAUUUUACCACCCUAUACUUUUUUAAAUUAUCUAUCUGUCCCUUAUAGGCUGCAAGUCCUAAUUCAUCUUUUAAAAUGCGCGACAUGGUCCUAGGUGCUAUUUUCAUCUCCCGAGAUGAAAUCUUUUGCUUUCGGACAGGAUUUCUUCGAAUUCUUUUCCUUACUACUUUGACCACUUUUUUCGUACGAACACUACGUGGACGGCCAGAUCUUUUUCUGUCACAAACAGAGGAGGUCUCAUUGUACCCAUUAAUAGGUACCGGUACACAAUUGGCUUUAUACCUACUUUGUGUAAUGCAAUCAGAGCGAUUCGAAUCUCUUUAUCACCCCAUUCCAUUUUGAUAUCGCAAAAUAUUGUAAAAUGUAUUGGCGCCAAAAUGAGGAAUCUCAAUAAACAAUCGUAUAACAAUGACAGGUUCCAAAUUCAAAGUAAUGUUUUGUUUAUUUUUAAUUGUAACAGUAUUUAUGGCCAGACUGAGUAUAGGUACGUCUAGAUAGUGAUACUUUGAUAGCUGUAAACACGUCGGAAAAGUAAUGGCGAAUCUAUUUUUAGCAACGCACGCACAAACAAAGUGAAUAACGUAUUGCGAGUGUAAGACGAACUUGCCUCGCACACUACAGUAAUAAACCUGACCUUUUGUUGUCGCGCCUUGUGUAGCAGCUAGAGUCUCUAUCUAGACGUAUAAAUUAUUUAAGCAUGUAAUAACGUCAAAUUCAAUUCAUGCACUUAUCAAAAUAUUAUUCUUCAAAAAUGUCCACUGACGCUUAUCUGUAAGUCAGUGUUUUCUAACAAGAUGCCUCAAGAGUUUCAACUCUGCGAGCUCCAACGAGUGGGUUGCGUCAAUACAACUUUCGAUUGAACUCCAAGCGUCCGCGUCGGUAUAAGUACCAAGACGGUUCUGCGCUAAAGCAGUCGACUGUUUCAAAAUAAUCUGUCCAACAGUGACAACGUAAUCAGAAUAAAAAUCACAAAACAUAGCGCUGACACUUGAUGGAACAUCUCAUGUGCCUAUAAUAUUACUUGCACCAUCCAAAACAGAGCACAACAAGUGGUGCACAUAGAUACUGACAGUAUUACUGCUACCACCAAUAACUGAAUCAUCAUAAACUACAAACGCUCACUGACUGUCGUGACUGUACACACUCUAUUAUAUUAAAUAACAUUUUCAUAAUAAAAUCACUACUCCAUCAAACUAACCUAGAAAUUGUUUCGAUUCAAUGUAUUUGUAAGGCGUGCUUGCAAAUUGUUCAACGUAAAUGAGAAAUUCAGGAAAUAGGUUUGGUCAACUGUAACUUAUACAAAAUUCCAUUAAUGUUUAAAAAUAGUAAUAGCUAAUGUCUAAUGAUUUUUUUUAUUGUAAUAAGAACUGUUUGUAAUAGCGUAAGAAAACUGUUUGUUUCCUAUAUAUCUAUAUAUUGAUAAAGGUUUGUCCUGGAAACCCAAUUUUGUUUCCAAUUUAGUAAAUGAUGUGUAACUUGACAAUUUUUAUAUGCAUGUAGAGUUUGCUUGUUUAGUUUUAUUUGGUGUUCGAAGUAAAAGAAUGUAAUAUGAUGUCGGCGAACGAAAAUAGGCGAUAAUGAAUUAAUAGCCAGAUAUCUUGACCUAUUAUAAUAAUUUCUACAGUAGAAAUUAUUGAAUUUGGAAAUUGAAAUUGGAGUAAUUUACAUUUAACGGGAGUGAUCAGCUAAUGUAAAGUAAGGCCAACGAGACGAAAUAAAGAAUGUAAACAAAGUUUUCAGGGGUUCAAAACAUUUUCAUCGAUAUCUUUGAAUAUUGAAAAGAAUUGAUAUAUUUCAAAUUUGGUGUGUGAUUCCAUAAUUAAAAUCAACAACUACUCACAAUAACAGCAAAAAUCAAUAAGAAAACUAACAGUUACGGAGUAAUAGUAACAAAAACAACUACUUAAUACGGAAACGAAAAAAUACGUAUCACUUCGAACGCCAUCCUAACAUGAGUGGACGUGUUCAUUAAAAGCCGGACCAAAAGUUGACAGUUGCGGUACUGACUGCUUUUCUGUAGCAUGAAACACGCAAUGACAGCUGACGUCGACCAACUGACAUAGGAACAGAGCCUCGCAGUGUAACGGUCGGUUGUUUACAAUCUUUAUCCCGUCUCUCUGGCCUUAGUGGAGUCAUACCUUCGUCGGCGUGGGUGAGGAAUUACUAACAGACACAUUUAUAUAUCUGACAUAUCAUUUUGUUACGGAAGCAAGUUACGGAAAAUAUCAGCAUGAAUGUUAAGCUACAAAAAUUGUUUGAACACAGCUGCAGCAUUAGCUCUAUCUAGCUUUCGAAGAUAGAAGGUAUUUGUAUCCUCUAUUUUCAGCAAACACUGUACAGAAAUAAAUCAUGUUUUACCACCA